Molecule: messenger RNA, 2877 nt
Organism: Cercopithifilaria johnstoni
Lineage: Eukaryota; Metazoa; Nematoda; Chromadorea; Rhabditida; Onchocercidae
Source: the annotation of a GenBank genome assembly
AUGUCACUUUACACGGAUGCUUAUUUUACUUCUCGAUAUUUUAUUUCGGACGAACAACUUAUGCCACGAUCUACCAAAUUCAUCUCAGUGCCGGAAUCAUCAUGCAAUAACCUUACAGUUUCGCAUCCUCGCAUAGAAGCACUGACGCUUGUAACGUGCGCUAACACCUUUUGUGACGAUUAUGAAGGAAGCGGCACUAGUAAUCGCAAAAGAGAUGAUGAAGGUGAAAGAAUUAACAAUAAUAGUAGAUAUGCAGCAAUCGGGAGAUCCUACAAUAGCGAUGACGUUCAUAAUGGUGGUGGUGAAGACAGCAAUAAUAAAGACUACGAUAAAGGUGACAAUGAUGACAAAAAUGUCGAUUCCACGCACAAAUGGCGCAGAAUCAGAAUCUGUGAUGAACGAUCACGACAACAACGAAAGUUGGAGGGACAUAGGGAAAAACAGUGGUCGAAAAAACGAGAUACAAUCAACCAGUUUAUUGGAAGUUUUGUCCUAUUUGUCAGCACUAUGCGAAUCUCGCUGGCUUGUCCUGAAAUUAUUACAUCAAUCUGUGGUUGUGAAGAUUCACAGAACGGUAUAAUCCUUAAAUGCUCACAAAGUAAUGGAUCCCAGGUUGUCUACAUGUUAAGAGCUAAUCAGAUCAAUUUGGGUCUGAUCCAACAGUUAGAAAUGAAACAUUCUGGACUGAAACACAUUCCUGCUGGAUUUUUUUCUGCAUUAUUUAUCAAGAAACUGGAUUUGUCAUAUAACAGUAUUACAGAUAUCGACGAAAAUAGCUUCCUGGGGAUGAACAAUGUUUUACAGGAACUUAUAUUACAUCAUAACAAUUUAACACAGUUACCAUCUAAAGCACUAACACCAUUAUCAGCACUCUUACGGCUCGAUUUGUCCAAUAAUUCAAUUGGCGAUAUUGAAGCGGAGCAUGCCUUUCCAAAAUUAUCGAAGUUAUAUGAUGUUAGCUUAGCGAAUAAUCGCAUAUGCCAGAUACAUACGAAUGCAUUUGACAAUAUAAAAAACAGUGUGCAAACGAUUAAUCUUGGCAGGAAUUGUUUGAAGGAAGUGCCAGCACAAGCAAUUCGAGGAUUCAAACAGUUGAUGGCAUUGCAUUUACACAAUAACAACAUCAAUUCGCUGGGAGCGCUGUCAUUCUUGAACUUACCACUAAUUAAUUUGCUGAAUUUGGCAUCAAAUCAGAUCUCAACUAUUCAUAAACAAACAUUCCUCAAUGUACCUAACCUGCGAUACAUGUACCUGACCCGAAAUCGAAUAACUGAUAUCAUACCAUAUCAGUUCAGUUCAUUCGAACAACUUGAAAUGCUUGAUCUAACUGGAAACUACCUGACUGAACUACGGGAAAAUUCGUUUUCAAAUUUGAAAAAUUUGCGGCAACUAUACCUAGGUGAAAACCGCAUCACCAGCAUAAAACCAGGUAGUUUUGCAAACAAUUCAGUGGUAAUUUUGAUUCUGAAUUCAAACCGCCUCGUGGAACUUCAAGAAGGAAUGUUUGACGGAUUGACUAAAUUGCAGCAAUUAGCCCUCAAGGAUAACCAGAUCCGGUCCAUCGAUCAGAAUAGUUUUUAUUCCAAUCCAGGUUUAGCAAUGCUUGACUUGAGUAAUAAUGAACUGAUUGAUGUACCACCUUCAACAUUUCUGGCUCAAGUUAACCUAUUCCUUAUCGAUCUAAGCAAUAACAAACUGGUUCGUACACCCUACGGAGCAUUCAGUAGACGCGUAAAAACAGUACUUCUACAGGAAAAUCCUUUGGUCUGUUCGGAACGGGUGCACAUGCUACAACAAGGUGUAGGAAUCUACAUAGCAAGCAGUGAAGACGUUAUUUGUGGACCACAUAAAAAUCCUGGUCGAAAUAGCACCGGAAAUACUACUGAUGCUACAAAUAUGCCGUCAACUUCUACCUAUUUUAUUGUUGAUGAUGGAGAAGAGAACAAUUUUAAACAGGGGGAGAAAUUCUUGCCUCCUAAAAUUCCACCAGUUAUUCGUCCGCUCUCCAGUAUCGAUAAUGAAGUAAACAAACUAGAAACUAAUGUUGGCGAGCAAGAAAAAAUCGGUACAAAUAAAAUGAUUCCAGUAAGACCUAUUAAUCUACCCCGGCAAUCAUCAGAGAUAUUCAGCACUCAUGCUAUUGAAAGUCAAGAAAGCACAAUUCCUGAAUUUCGGGAUUCUGGCACGAAAAUAUUUGAAGACAAGGUGUUGGAGGAUGUGGAAAUGCGUAACAGAAACGGAAGUCAGAAUCAUCAACAUCAGUUUGAUAACACUAACAUAAUACAUCCAUUUCCGGUACCAUUCUUAAAACGCCCCUCAAAACUUUCAAAAGCAUAUGUAGCUGCACCCGGAACUACAACAGCCGCAGAUCCAAUAUUUGCAAAUAACAGAACUUCCAGUGAACAAACACUGCCACCCAGUAUCGUUAUCGCCAAUAAUGUAGAGGAGUCUGACCAUACGACUUCAGCACAGAAGACUGAUAAAGAUCAUCACAUCGAUAAAAAUUUUGUGGAAAAUACAAAGGAAGCACAAGAAAAUGGAAACCAGAUUUUUUUUGAUUUGGAUAAUACAGAAAGGCUCGAACGUGUAACAGCUCCAUCGGUUAUUAUCUUGAUUUGUUUAAGUACCGUUGCCAUUGUUAUGGCUGCCGUGCUUAUCGGUUUGUGUGUUGUUAAACAUCGCCGUUUGCAAACUUGCCAUGGCUCGAUGACAACCGACAGCGCCGCACGUACUAAUGCUUAUGUUGCUGCUCAGCUCGAUAUGAUUUAUGGAACAGUAAGACGGAAUCGAAAUGCACCGAUGCUAAAUCGAUUUGAUGGUGGACAACCAUGGAUUUAUACGCCUGCUUCGUACGGAACUACCGGUUACUACAAAUAG